Molecule: messenger RNA, 2782 nt
Organism: Klebsormidium nitens
Lineage: Eukaryota; Viridiplantae; Streptophyta; Klebsormidiophyceae; Klebsormidiales; Klebsormidiaceae
Source: the annotation of a GenBank genome assembly
GCCUGAACCUGAGGCGCGUCUCGCGUGCGAGUAGAGUCAAGUAGAGUCCUGAACCAUCUUCCAAACGCGAGUCGAUCAAAUUUCCCAAUUCAACUGAUCAUUGAAUCUUGAUCUUGUUUCAUAUUGGAUCUUCAUGCUGGCUGCAUUGCCUUUAGAAUCAGGGGCAGGGGAUGUGCCAGUGGUAGGGGGAUCAAUCAAUCUUAGAUGAGCAAAUGAGAAGGCGCCAAGGAAGCUCUGAUCAGGAGGGGUCGCGUUUAUUAGUGUCUCUGGGUAGACGCCAGACCAGAGCGAGACGAGGUUGUAUACUCGAGCAAGCGCCCGUAGCGCUGCCGGAAUGGUGCAUGCAACAACCAAGCGAGUUGGCCCCCAUUGCACACCGGCAUAGCAUUGUUAUCCCUAGGCUGGCACUUUGCAUCUCUUGCUCGUAGACCGUUUGGACUUGGAGGUCGCAAAGGUUACCCUGGCUGUUGCAGUUAGAAUCUGGUGACAAAAACGAUUAGGGUUAGCCUCAAUUGCAGUCCUUUGAAGGAACCCCACCAAGGCGAGAAGAAUGGAGGUUCAGCAGAACCCCAUUUUCGAAGAUGCCCCCAUGGAAGAGCCCUGGAGCGGGGUUGAAGGGUCACAGGGAACUGUAGUGAGAGAGGAUGGGCCUCAGACGGAAGCAGAAAGGCCUCUGGAAGAAAGCACCCGAAUGGAUGUGCUAGAGGCGCCUGCUGCAGACCACGAAUGGGCUCCCCCUUCCAGUCUGGAUCCAGCGGCCAGGCUACCGCCCAAUCUGCACAAUCGGGCGGCUGCCAUCUCAGAUGAUGAUUGGCUGCACGACAGGGAUCUUGCCGACGCCCUGGAUAGCCACAGGUCAAAGUCAUCGUCCUCAUGGUUGAUGUUUGCGGGCCUUGCUUAUAAGAGCAUCGGCAUUGUGUACGGCGAUCUCGGCACGAGCCCGAUGUACUUGUGGCAGACGUGCUUCACGAAGACUGCCACCGAGGAGGACAUCAUUGGCGCCCUGAGCCUGGUCCUCUGGACCCUCAGCUUGAUGAUCUUCAAGUACGUCGUCGUUGUUCUUCCCGCCAAUGACAUGGGAGAAGGCGGAACGUUCGCCAUCUACUCCCUGCUGUGCCGCUACACCAAGAUCACCAUCUUCGGCCUCAAGCACGACUCCGACAAGGCCCUGUCCGUGUUCCACCAGGACCCGAAACGCCCCAAGAAGAAGCGGAGCCACCCCGGGCGCGCCGUCGGCAAGGCCCUCGAAAAGAGCCCGGCCCUGCAGAAGAUGCUGUUGGUCUUCGUCCUGUGCGGGACGUGCGCGCUCGUGGGUGACGGCGUGCUGACGCCAGCCGUGACGGUGCUGUCCGCCAUGACCGGGCUGCAAGUUCCGAAGGAGCUGCUCAGAGAGGACGGGUCGACCAUCAUUCCCAACGGCGCCGUUAUUGCCGCGACUUGCGUCAUCAUGGCCAUCAUCUUUGGGUGCCAAAGACUUGGCACGAACAGGAUCAGCUUCAUCUUCGCUCCGAUCCUGAUCAGCUUCUUCGUCCUCAACGCGGGCAUCGGGAUGUACAACAUCCACACGUGGAACCCUGCCAUCUUUAAGGCGUUCUCUCCCCACCACGGCAUUAUGUACCUUGUCCGCAACAAAAAGGAAGGGUGGAUCAGCUUGGGCGGUAUCUGCCUCUGCAUCACGGGCGUGGAAGGCCUCUUCGCGGACCUGGGACACUUCAACGUGCAAGCGAUCAGGGCAAGCACGCUCACAGUGGUCUACCCCAGCCUCCUCCUGAUCUAUCUCGGCCAAGGGGCGUACCUGUCCCGGAACCCGGGGGACACUCCUCAGGCGUACUUCAAAGCCAUUCCAGAACCCGUGUUCUGGCCCGCUUUUGUCGUCGCGACGCUGGCAACUAUGGUGGCUAGCCAAGCCAUCAUCUCUGGCGUUUUCUCCAUCAUCUCGCAAUCCAUGUCGCUCCAGUGCUUCCCCAAAAUGAAGGUCAUCCACACGUCCAAAACGGUGCAAGGCCAGAUCUACAUCCCCAACGUCAACUGGGCGCUCAUGACUCUCGGCAUCGCCUGCGUGCUCGGCUUUUCGUUGCCACAGCCGUCCGAUAUGCCUCUCAACGGAGAUGCUUUGGGCCACGCGUUCGGUAUUGCUGUGAUGUGCGUAAUGAUCAUCACCACGUGCCUCGUGACGCUCGUGAUGCUCGUUAUCUGGCGGACCCACGUGGUGGUCAUUGCGAUAUUCUUCGGCUGGUUCAUGUUCAUGGAGUCGAUCUACCUCUCGUCCAACUUGUUCAAGAUUGCGCACGGCGGCUACGUGCCGCUUACCAUCGCCAGUGUGGUGCUUCUCAUCAGCUACAGCUGGCAUUGGGGCUCUACUAAACGUUACUUGGUGGGUUGCGGCAUGGGAGCCCAGCUGGAAGACGUGCUGGUUCCGGAUGAGAGCGCUUACGCUCCGACCUUCUCUUCUGAUGACGAGGACAUCCCAAGUGGCCCCAAGGAGCCCCUCCAUUACCGCCUCAAGAGCUCCGGUCAGAAGGUGAUCGUAACCAAAGGCGCCGCGCUCUUCUACUGCGACACCAUUUACAGACUCCCUCCACACUUCGCCUUCUCGCUGAAGGCGAUGCCCGCGGUUCACGAGGUCAUGGUGUUUAUGUCGCUCAGAGAGGGCCCCAGCAUUGCGCCUCCAACCAGCACAAAGGGGGCAAGUAUCGUGUGGAUUGGGUAUAAUUCUCUGAAUACCACCACGUCUGCAAACCUCUUCGAAACGUACAACCUUCUGUCAGUCGACCGAGAUUAA